AUGAUGAAGCUGACAAUCAGUAAAGUGACGGGAAGAGCUCGUCUUGGAGUCAUCACAAGUCUGGGACAGAACAGGGAGAAGUCUCUGGAGGUUCCCGGCUGUCUCCUGUACACCAAGACCGCAUCCCCACCCCAUCUCACCCACGAUACACUGCAGACCAUCGAAGGGGUCCCCCGGUCACUCAUCUUACACUCUCCUCGCUAGCUGAACACCAGGAGGUCCUGGAGGAGUACAAGGAUGGGAUUGGGAAGUUUGCUGGUCUGAGUGACACACUUCUGUAUUGUUCUGUCAGCGAUCCCGUCAGCUCCAGCCCAUCCGGAUACAACACCAACAAGACGGUAUCGGUGUGGGGAUCCGGAGGGCGAAUCGAGCUGACACCUCAGAAGUUCAUGUCGCUUCAUAGCUCUCUGAAGGUGGACUGGUUCCAGUGUCUGGCAGAUGGUGAGGUGAUGCCCGGUGGAUCCUCCAGGAAGAGGGCAAAGAAGUCGGUUGACCGCUCCCUGAACUUCUUGGAUGAAUGCCUGCAGCUACUGGCCAAAAAUGAUGUACUAAAGGAUAAGGUGGUGAUUGGAUCCAUUGAAGGAGGCGACCUCCUGGAGGAGAGGCUGAGAUCAGCACGGGAGACAGCGAAGAGGCCAGUGGGAGGAUUCCUACUGGAUGGAUUCCAGGGGACUGGGAUGACCCAGGAGACCAAACUGAACCUCCUCACGUCCGUAACGGCAGAGCUACCAGAGGAGAAGCCAAGGCUCAUCCAUGGUGUUGGCCAGCCAGGCGAGGUCCUAGACUGCGUCGAGCGCGGUGUGGAUCUGUUUGACAGCAGUUUCCCUUAUGAAGUGGCGGAGAGAGGCUGCGCCCUGACCUUCGAUCACCAGUAUGAGCCAGACCCGGAGACUGCAGUACUAGACAAGGCCGAGCUCUGCGAUGGUGAGAAGAACGGGGAAGAGAAGACAAAGAAUGAGGAACCAGAGAUCGACCGAUCCCAGAUCACCUCCUAUGAAAUCUGUCUGAAGGAGAAGAGGUUCCGGGAAGACUUCAGACCGCUGCUUCCAGGCUGUACGUGUUACUGUUGCCGCAACCACAGCCGGGCCUACGUCCACCACCUCCUGACCUCCAAAGAGUUACUGGCCGGCAUCUUGCUGAUCAUACACAACUUCCAGCAUUAUUUCAACUUCUUCCACUCUGUGCGGGGGGCUCUGAGAGACGGCAAGCUCCAUGUCCUCAAAGAGGCCAUCAAGAGACAGGUGUCCUGA
This is a messenger RNA of Staurois parvus, 1250 nucleotides long. The record is from the annotation of a GenBank genome assembly. NCBI's taxonomy places the organism in Eukaryota, Metazoa, Chordata, Amphibia, Anura, Ranidae.